This is a messenger RNA of Dichotomopilus funicola, 858 nucleotides long. Its product is annotated as ribosomal protein S7 domain-containing protein. Bases 1 to 858 code for a protein of 285 amino acids. Gene Ontology annotation, molecular function: rRNA binding; structural constituent of ribosome; mRNA binding. Gene Ontology annotation, cellular component: ribosome; mitochondrial small ribosomal subunit. The record is from RefSeq and is a predicted model, not a curated record. The transcript is spliced from 2 exons. NCBI's taxonomy places the organism in Eukaryota, Fungi, Ascomycota, Sordariomycetes, Sordariales, Chaetomiaceae. Gene Ontology annotation, biological process: ribosomal small subunit assembly; translation.
AUGCCACCACGAUUGAACUUCUGGUCGGCCUGCCGAGCACUUACGACGAGAACCCACACCUUUGCCCCGAGGUUACUAGUCCGACCGGCAACGCAGACGAGGGGAUGGGCUGACAAGGCGACAUCGGGAUUUCCCCCCUCUGGGUCGGGCGCACCGCCCCCAUUACCCCCCAACGACGCGGGCAACCAACAACCCGCCUUCACCAGCCCUGAAAACGAGGAGGCAUUGACACAGUUGCGCAUGAUCGAAUACGGUGUUACGUCUCUGGACCCCGCUGUCGAUGGCCACAAGUAUGGCAUGCCCGACCGGUUCAUCCCACCAGCGAAGCAAGUGAAGAAACGAUACGAUUCCGUGGUCGCCCAAGUUACGAGGUUAAUGAUGCAGGAUGGCAAGUUGGCCAAGGCACAGAGGGACAUGGCCAUGAUCCUCAACUAUCUCCGCACAUCACCACCCCCCCGCCUCGACCCAUCGAGGCCGCUCCUGCCCGGCUCCCCUCCACCGAACCAUCUCCCACUCGACCCGACCCUCUAUCUCACCCUCGCCAUCGACUCCGUCGCACCCCUCGUCCGGAUCCGGGGUUACAAGGGCAUGGCUGGUGGUGGUCGGUCGUUCGAUGUCCCCAUGCCGCUGGAGCUGCGCCAACGGAGGAGGACAGCGUUCAAGUGGAUUCUGGAUGUGGCUCGCAAGAAGCAGUCGAGGGGGAGUGGUCGGACUAUGUUCCCACACCGCGUGGCGGAGGAGAUUGUUUCGGUGGUUGAGGGGCGGUCUUCCGUUUGGGAUAAGCGUCUCCUGGCUCACAAGUUGGGAACGGCCAACCGUGCCAACUUGAUCCAGGCCCAGCGGAAGAAGUUGAUUUAA